This is a messenger RNA of Drosophila teissieri, 2024 nucleotides long. RefSeq lists its product as uncharacterized. Lineage: Eukaryota; Metazoa; Arthropoda; Insecta; Diptera; Drosophilidae. The record is from RefSeq and is a predicted model, not a curated record. The transcript has 5 exons. Bases 102 to 1601 code for a protein of 499 amino acids.
UUUGCUUUGGCAGUAAGUCUCGCCGCACAUUAGCUUUUCGAAACCCAGUGCUGGGGAGAAAUGCCUUCACUGGGACGCACACAGACUCCUCGACUUCAGCCAUGGCGGACGCUAUCGGGUGCGGCUGCGAGACAGUGAACUGGACUACCAGUGUGCUGGACUACCUGGCCUCGAUGCGCAUCUGCGAGAUCCGGCACUGCUUCGAGCUGCUCGGCGUGGCGCACAUGGAGGUGCUCGCAGGUGUGCUCGUCUUCGUCCUGAUGCAGUUCACCAAGUUCACGCUCGUCCUGAUGCUGGCCAUUCUCCUGGCGUACGGUAUAUUCUACCUGUGGGACACCUUCUUUCCGGAAAUCAGCCAGCUCGGUCGCAGGGGAAUGAAAAUGUUCCGCAACGUGCGCACCUCGGCGAACUUGCCGCCAUUCGCUUCAGACGUUGAGGAGACGCCUGGAGAGUACCAGAUCCGGCCGAGAGGUCAGGAGUACACCACUGGCAUGAUCACUCCGCCCAACACCAUCAACAUGCCGAUGCUACUGCCGAUGGUGCAAACGAAGAACCUCAGGACCACAAGUCUGCAAACGGAUCGCCGCCGACAGGAGGAGGAGAGCAGGAGGGGAUCGCGCGGAAGGGGCCACUCGUCCUAUCAGGAAUCCCAGGAUACGGACAGAAAGCACCGCAAAGAGAGACCCUUCUGGCGAUCUGUUAACUCCGAAGUGGAAAGGGAGCAACCAUCCACAUCCAAGAAAGCUCAUCAUGGCGCCAGUGGCGGUGGUGAGUCCAAGCGGAUGUCCAAUGCCAUGAGGAUCCCGACGGUUACCAGCGGAGUGGUGGACACCAGAAGAGUUGCCAACAUGACCAGUGACCAACUCAAGCGACUGCCCAACAUCACGAGCGGAGAGUCGCGGAGGACCACCAAGCUGGCUGGUGGUGCCAACGAUUCCAGGAAGUUGCACCACAUAACCAGCGGAGAGAACGCGGACUCCCGAAGGAUACCGAAAAUAACCAGUAACACCACUGAAUCCAGAUGGUUACCCAGAGGGGAAGUAGUGAAAGAAGCUCGGAGGAUUCAGCAAAUAACCAGCAGCACCAACGAAUCCCGUAGAUUACCAACUGUAACCAGUGGCGAGGUGAAGGAGUCCAGGAGGAGUUCGCAUCCCCACGCAGCUGGCGAGUCGCGUCGCACUUCGAACAAUCAGAGAGAUGGUGCCGGAGGUGGUGGGGAGUCCAGAUCCCGUCGGUCUGCGGAGAAAUCCAAUCCCGCCCAAGGUCGCCGACCAGAGGAGCAAUCGAAGCAGCGGCGCAGCAACAAUGGACACUCCGGCGUGACCAAGCGCCAGUUUCCGGAUGAUCAUUUCGAGCGCCUGAAGCUGGAGAACCGGGAGUUCCAGGCCCGCCGCCUGCAGGCGAGUGGCGCUGCAUUCCGGCAAAGUCUGAGUAAUCCCACCUCCGAGGGAGCGCUGCUCACCAAGCAGGAGAACUUCAUUGACAACCACCGGCUAUACGACAGGCGGGACACCCAAAGGAGCAACAGGUCAAGUAAUCCCAACAAAGAUGCCAAUCAUCGGCACCGAACCCAUCAUCGCCUGCCUAAUCCGAUACUUUAAAAUGGAACGAACAAAGCUCCCUUUUCCAGGCUGUGAAGACAGCCUCUCAACAACCAGCGCUGAAUCGAGGAACACCAUCCAGUUUGCCGCAUACCCCCAGACGGUGGAGAUGGCUGACAUCACUGAGGAAAGACCAAGCGGAAAGUCCACAGAGCUGCAGAUCAGAAGUGCCCCGAAGUUUCCCACAGGUAGGAGCACACCUGCUGAUAACAUCCAAUUGAAGAGCAGGGAAUCCAGCCGGGAGCAUGUGAAUCAUCCGGAGGAGUAUCCCUAUGUGGUGGAGAUACCCGAGCAGAAAGAAAAAAAAGCGAAAAAGGGCAGCCCAUCUGCCAAGUCCAAAAUCAAAUAAGGCGUUAUAAUGGAACUCAUUUUCUAUGUUAUCUAAAUUAUUGAUUUUUGUAAGCAAUUAAAAUUCAAAAUAAA